Molecule: messenger RNA, 402 nt
Organism: Diuraphis noxia (Russian wheat aphid)
Lineage: Eukaryota; Metazoa; Arthropoda; Insecta; Hemiptera; Aphididae
Product: c-Myc-binding protein homolog
Biological process (GO): regulation of DNA-templated transcription
Cellular component (GO): nucleus
Molecular function (GO): transcription coactivator activity
Source: RefSeq, a predicted model, not a curated record
AUGGCUGAAGAUGAUACUAAUGACCUGCAUUCUCAAAUACAAAAAAACUGCUUCCCAAUUAAUAGAAUGACUGAAGAAAUUACAAAUUAUUUAGAAAAAACUGGCGUUAUUUCUAAAGUGACUGAUGUUUUAAAGCUGUUGUAUGAAAUGGAUGAAAAACCGGAUGAUCCACUCGAAUUCAUGCGUAUGAAUAUGGCUGAAGUUAUCCCUGAAAAGAUGGAGUUAACAAAGUUAGAAGAAGAGUAUGAUAUCGUAAUGCAAGAGAUUGCCAAACUUCAACAAGAGAACAUGAAUAUGACGAAAAGACUGGAGGAAUUAGAAACAAAUGAAAGUGAUAAUAUUGAAGAAAUUAAUUCCAAAGAAAAUACUGUUUUUGGUUUGAGCGAUAAUAAUGAAAAAUAA